This is a messenger RNA of Malassezia pachydermatis, 1518 nucleotides long. Its product is annotated as glutamic acid decarboxylase. The record is from RefSeq and is a predicted model, not a curated record. Gene Ontology annotation, cellular component: cytoplasm. The transcript is spliced from 2 exons. Bases 1 to 1518 code for a protein of 505 amino acids. Gene Ontology annotation, biological process: carboxylic acid metabolic process. NCBI's taxonomy places the organism in Eukaryota, Fungi, Basidiomycota, Malasseziomycetes, Malasseziales, Malasseziaceae. Gene Ontology annotation, molecular function: pyridoxal phosphate binding; carboxy-lyase activity.
AUGGAUUCUCCGCAACACAGGGAGCCAGCAUCUGCCGAAUUUAAGCGCCUUGCUCCUCGUGUGGUGCACGCGAUUCAAGCGUGGAUAGAGCGCGGGGAAGAGACAGGCACGCCCGUCACGCCAUGGGAGACGGUGGAUGAGUACCAGGGGUGUAUGGAGUUGACGUUGCCUACAGAGCCGUACGACGAGGAUCGGUUGGUGGCGGAGAUCCAAGCGAUUCUCGCGAAUAGUGUCAAUCCAUGGACACGCCGUUUCCUCGCGAAGCUGUACACAACGCCGACAGUGACGUCGGUCCUUGGCGACUUGGUCCUCGGCGCGAUGAACGCGUCCGUGCAUGUGUUUUCCGCGUCGCCCAUGCUGAGCCGCAUUGAAGAAAAGUGUGUCGCGGGCCUAUGUGAGCUCAUGCGACUGGGCCCAGAGGCGGACGGAGUGAGUCUGCCAGGCGGCGCCGCCUCGAAUACCCUCGCUGUGCAAACCAUGCUUUCCCAAGCAUGCCACGGCGUAUACCGACAAGGCGGUGUAUGGGCCCUCAUGCAAAAGCUCGAGCAAGAGCAUGGACGGCGUGGUCCUGGCGCCCGGCCCGCGAUCCUCACAAGCGCGCACAGCCAUUUUAGUAUCAAACAAGCGGCCUUGGCGGCAGGUCUCGGGACGGAUGCAGUCGUACGUAUACCCUGUGAUGCCCAUGGGCGAAUGAACGUCGAAGCUCUGCAGCAGACGAUCUCCGCGAUGCGGACCGAUGCCUAUCACCCGCAAGGCUGGCCAAUGGCGGUGUGUGCGACGAGCGGAACGACCGUCAUGGGCGCGUUUGACGACCUCCCUGCGAUCGCGGCCGUCUGCGAAGCGCAUGCGUGCUGGCUGCAUGUGGAUGCCUCGUGGGGCGGCGCCGUGAUGUUUGCGCCGGAGGCCCCACGGUACAUGUGCGGCGUCGAGAACGCCGAUAGCGUCUCGUUCAACCCACACAAGCUGCUGAAUGUGACGCACCAGUGCUCGUUCUUGCUAGUCAAGGACCAACGUGUGCUGUAUGCCCCGCCGGCUGACGCUGGCUACCUCUUCCAUGCCGAUGGCAAGCAUAUGGACUUGGCCGCCAAGACCCUGGGCUGCGGUCGUCGUGGCGAAGCGCUGAAGCUGUACUUGUCUUGGCUGCGGUACGGGACGCACGGGUUUGGGCAGCAUAUUUCGGCAGGCCUAGCGCUCGCGCAGCGUGUGCGUGCCUAUAUUCAGACGCAGCCCACGCUGGAGCUGGGACCCCAAGCGGAGCCGCUAUUCUUGCAGAUCUGUUUCCGGCCGCGGCAGGCGGGGAAUGCAGGUACACGCGCGCUCCACGCGGCGUUUGUGCGAGAGCGCACGUUUGCCGUGGACUUUGCGCCGAUCCACGGCGAAGAGUACUUGCGGUUGGUGGUGCAUCCCAGUACGGAGUAUGAGGCAUACGAAACAUUGGUCAGGGCGGCAGCGGCGGCGGCCGCCGCCGCCGCAGCUGCUACGGCAGCUACGACGCAACAAAGGAACGAAACUACAUAG